GAGCUCUGAUACCCUCCAGUCGAGAGCUGUGAUUGUGAUCAGCUUCAGGUCCACUGUGUCCUGAGUUACCGAGGAGACUGCUUCCACUUUUUAUUUAUUUGAAGUGUUAUUUGACUUUUGUUUGAAGAAUCAUGGCCCAGCUGGUGGAGUGUGUGCCAAAUUUUUCCAACGGGCAGGACAAAAUGGUCAUUGAUGCCAUUGCUGAUGCCAUUUCACAAACCAAGGGCUGCUCGCUGUUGGAUGUGGACCCUGGCCAGUCCACGAAUCGGACAGUGUACACAUUCGUCGGCUCUCCAGAGGCUGUAGUGAACGGAGCGCUGAAUGCUGCUGAGGUGGCCUAUCAGCUCAUUGACAUGGCAACACACCGAGGUGAACAUCCCAGGCUGGGAGCUCUGGAUGUGUGUCCCUUCAUCCCAGUGCGUAACGUCCGGAUGGAGGAAUGUGUCCAGUGUGCAACUGAGUUUGGGAAACGGCUUGUGAAGAAGCUGGAGGUACCUGUCUAUUUAUACGGAGAAGCAGCGCGAAACCAGCGUCGCAGAGCACUGCCCAGCAUUCGAGCUGGUGAAUACGAAGGGCUACAGGGAAAGUUACAGGAUCCUGAAUGGGCUCCCGAUUUUGGUACAGCAACCUUUGUUCCACGCUGGGGAGCCACUGUAACAGGAGCGCGGAAUUUCCUCAUUGCAUACAACAUCAACCUCUUGAGCACAAAGGAGCAAGCUCACCGCCUCGCACUCAAUAUCCGCGAGCAGGGCCGAGGGAAGGGCCAGCCAGGACGUCUGAGCAAAGUGCAAGCUAUUGGCUGGCACUUGGAAGAGGCCAAUAUUGCCCAGGUGUCCACUAACCUGCUCGACUUCGAAGUGACUGCACUGCACACGGUAUUUGAAGAAGUCCGCAAGGAUGCUGAGGAUCUGAACUUGCCUGUGGUGGGCUCUCAGCUUGUAGGCCUCGUCCCACUGAAAGCCAUGAUGGACGCUGCAGAGUUUUACAUGAAGAAGGAAAACUUGUUUAUUCUGGAGGAGAAGCACAAGAUUCGACUGGUCAUAAGCCGUCUGGGGCUGGAUUCUCUUACUCCUUUCAAUGCUAAGGAAAGAAUAAUUGAAUACAUGGUGCCAGAUGAGAAGGAGGAGGGCAGGCUGGUUUCUCUGCCUCUGCAGGAAUUUAUCCGGAGCGUUGGAGCACGGACUGCGGCCCCUGGGGGGGGUUCCGUCGCUGCUGCUGUGGCCUCCAUGGGCGCAGCACUGGGCUCCAUGGUCGGACUAAUGACCUACGGGAAGCGGCAGUUUGAAAAUCUGGAUGGAACAAUGAGAAGACUGAUAGCUCCAUUCCAUCACGUCAUGAGCGAGCUUAUCUCUAUGGUGGAUGAUGACUCCAAUGCAUUCAACAGCUACAUGGCUGCCCUCAAAAUGUCCAAAUCAACAUCAGAGGAACAAGAAAGGCGCCAAGAAGCAAUGCAGAAAGGCUUGAAGGAGGCCGUCCUGGUGCCACUGACGUUGGCAGAGAGAGUGACCAGCCUCUGGCCACACCUGCAAGAGAUGGCAAGGUUCGGAAACAUCGGCUGCAAAUCUGAUCUGCAGGUUGCUGCCAAAGCCCUGGAGUUGGGAGUAUAUGGGGCCUUUUACAACAUCAUGACAAACCUCAAGGACAUCAAAGAGGAAGAACUCAAUGCCAAGACUCGGCAGAGAGCCUAUGACCUCCUGGAACAGGCAAAGAGGAACACAGUGCAAGUUUUGGAGCUGAUCGAUAAACGGAAAGAGACGGGAAAAGAGUAAGAAGACCAGACUGCAGCUGCUGAGACUCUUCGAGACACCUGCAGUGAAUUCACUGAAGCUUUCUUCAGUAGCUGCCCUACUGAACUGCAUAUGUCCCCAAAUUAAGUGUCUGUGUGCAUCAGCAGAGGUGAAUAAAGAAUAAUAUUACUCACA
Messenger RNA from Hypanus sabinus (Atlantic stingray), 1922 nucleotides. RefSeq names its product formimidoyltransferase cyclodeaminase (gene ftcd). Gene Ontology annotation, molecular function: folic acid binding; transferase activity. The record is from RefSeq and is a predicted model, not a curated record. Bases 132 to 1769 code for a protein of 545 amino acids. The transcript has 14 exons. Lineage: Eukaryota; Metazoa; Chordata; Chondrichthyes; Myliobatiformes; Dasyatidae.